Messenger RNA from Cladophialophora bantiana CBS 173.52, 2247 nucleotides. RefSeq lists its product as uncharacterized. Lineage: Eukaryota; Fungi; Ascomycota; Eurotiomycetes; Chaetothyriales; Herpotrichiellaceae. The record is from RefSeq and is a predicted model, not a curated record. The transcript has a single exon. Bases 1 to 2247 code for a protein of 748 amino acids.
AUGCCUUCCUCUAUUACCCUCACCGUCAGCCACCUUCCGACGUCGACUUCGUUCUUCCUCUCCGCCCUCCAACCGCUCAACUAUGUCUUUCGCGGCCGACAAGAGCACACGAUUGGGUUUGGCCCCGCCUCUCCACCGAAUACCCCGGCCGACUUUUGGAUCACACAAGAAAUUCCUGGCGUGCCCGCAGGCGCCGCGCACGUGGCUUUCCCUGCCGCAUCUCGGGCACAGGUGCAAGAUUUCUUCCUCGCCGCCCUCAAGGCUGGUGGGAAGAUCCAUGGGGAACCAUGUCAGCGGGACGCCGCGGGAUAUUACUCGGCUGCGGUGAUCGACUUUGAUGGCAAUUCCAUUGAGGCCGUCUACAGACCUGGAUUCGGCAACGAAGUCAACAAGGAAAAUGCGGAUGCGAGAAGCAUGGUGUCUCAUCGGAGUGCGAGCGUGAGAGCACCUUCCACUGUGGCACCUCCCAAAAGUGUCAGAGCACCAUCUCAGGUCGCAUCUCAAGCCGCGUCGUAUAUCUCGAGCCCACCCAAUAUACCUCCAGAAAAUACGCAACCCAAGCCAAAGCCUUCCGGGGAUGUUCUUGGGUCAUUAAUCAACGAGGCUCGCAAUGCCGCCAAUGUCGCCCGCGACCUUGUCAACAGUAUGACACCUAACCUCAUCUCUUCUUCCCCGCCAAAGUCAUCGACAGGUAACAACUCAACAGGCGGUGGCAGUGGUGCAGGGGAAGCCAUUGUUGGCACCCUGCUCGGCGUCGCCGCCGGCGCCGCCCUAACCUACGCCUUCAGCAACCGAUCAAAGGAAGACUCUCGUGACGAUCGUGAAGAGCACAAAUUCGUACCUCCUCCACGCCCUUCCGUCACUGGCCGCAGUGUUACCGAACCUGUCAAAGUGAUGCGUGCGGAAUACUCGACUGCCAAUUCCGAGUAUCAGGGGGCUUACGAGGGAAUGGGUUAUCGGGCCAUUGAGCCGGCCCCUUCGGCAUAUACGUACACUCCCCAUGAACCCGGUGAGCAAAAACUCAUCACCAUGUACGAUCACGAUCCUCCGGCACCCACUGUUCAGACCUUUCCCGACGCUGCAUCCACAAUCUGCCCUGCUUCGGUGACGAGGAGAGUGAGCAUGGAUUCCGGAGUCGGCCUUGGGGUUGUCCAGCGCGAUUUUGAUGUCGCGUCGCAUGCUUCGUCGAAAGCGUCACGGCAGUCGAAAAAGAGCACAAACGCGCCACCGCCGACGAGUUACCGAGCCCCGACUGCACUGACGGUGAAAUCGAAAGUUUCUGCUGCGUCCGGUGGCGGCCGUUCGAGAUCCCGCGCGAGCAGUUUAGGUCGUCUUGGGAGAAGUCUCACGGGUCGUUCGUCGGCGGACCAGCCGAAGUCAAGAUCACAGUCUCGACACAGCACGAGGUCGAGAAGGAGUCGGCGUGAUGAGUUUGAGGAUAACGCGCCGGAGAAAAGAGAGGAGGAGGAAGAAGAGGAAGAAGAGGCAAGGACGGUGCUCCAUGUGACGGAGACGACACACCGGUCUUCAAGCCGUGUGUCUUCACACCACUCACAUAGAGAAUCAAAGGUAGCGAGUCACGUUUCUGUACAUCAGUCCCAGGCUGGGUCUAGGGCACCAAGCCAUGUCUCCGCAAACCAGUCACAAGCAGCAGGAUCCAAGGCGCCGAGUCAUGUCUCCGUUCGCGAAGCCCAAGCAGGGUCGAAAGCACCAAGUCACGUGUCGGUUCACGAGCCCCGGGCAGGAUCGAAAGCACCGAGUCACGUUUCGGCUCAUGAGUCCCAGGCAGGAACCAAGGCGCCGAGUCAUGUCUCUGCGCACCAGUCGCAAGCAGGAUCCAAGGCAGCAAGUUACGUCUCCGGUCACGACUCCCAGGUGACAAUAAAGCCAGCAAGUCGAGCCAGUUCAAGGCAUAGUCGAAGAGACCCGGCGGAGUAUCCGCUUCCGCCAUCCCGUGCGGGAACAUGGGCUGGUUCCGACGUCGGCAAGGCCAGCUUCGUGUCGGCGAGGUCGAACUUUGGUCUUUCCGGGCCAAGGACGAUUAUCGGCAAACUCAAUCCUCUGCGCGAUGGAGGAGAGAUGAUCGAGGAGGAUGACAAAAUGGAGACAGCGAGCAUGGUUUCUAAACAGAAGGAGUUGGCUAAAUUAGAUGUCACGGAUCGAGAGGUCAGGCCCGAGGAUAGUGUGAGCCAGAUCUCGGUGGAAAGCCGGAGGAGCAGGAGGAGUAAAGCGAGCAGUAGGAGAUAA